CGGAGGCUGCUUCGCCACGCUCGGUCUCCACCUGCCCCAAUCUCCGCUUCUCCAGGCCGUCAUCCCCAACCCACCAGAUGAUCGGGCCCGACGGGGUCGACUUCUUCGCCGGCAACGGCGCCUUGGGGUUCGGCUCCGGCGUCAGGGACCUUAACAUGGUAGGGCCGUUCAAGCUGGUCCUCCUCCCGCUCCUCACGCUGCUCUUCCCCUCCCCCUCCCCCGCAAGUGCCGCCUCGCAGUCCCCGCUCGCGGCCACCUCCAACGCCUCCUCCCACGCCUACGCCCGCCCCGUAUCCCACCUUCUUCGACGACGUCGUCGACGCCGUCGCCGACAAGUAUGGCUGCACCCCGACGCCGAGGUCCAAGUCUGGCCACUAGACGCCAAGGGCGUGCUCGUCGGUGCCGUGCAGUGCUAUGUGUUUUGCGCCCACGCAAGGGGCGCCGCGGGCGCGCUAGCGUGGGCCUCUGAUGGGGCCGUCGAUUGGAGCCGCUCUAAUGCCCCCACGGUGGAGGAGGUGGUCGGGCCCGACGGGGUCGACUUCGUCGCCGGCGAUGACGCCCUGGCGUUCGACUCCGGCGUCACGGACCUGAACAUGGCAGGGCCGUUCGAGCUGGUGGUCUCCGAUGAAGCUGGUGAGGGCCUCGCAGAGCUCCAAUUGCUGUCGGUGAGUGUUGUUUAACUUUUAGCUUUUCUGUUGCUUCAGAUUUUUGCUUCUGGUUGGUUGCUUGCUAUUCUGUUGAAGUUGUGUCACCUUUAAGAUGAAGCAGUUACUACAAUUGGUGAAUGGUCUAGCGGCUACAUACCCCUUUUCUGUUUGUGAAUUGAAUUGAUUGCUAUUGUUGUAGUGUCUCCUCUCUAUUUAGUACAGAUAUAUCUGGUUUAAUUUUUGUUUUGUGUACAUUGUGUGGAUUGGAACUAUUUUCUCCUACAUUUGCGGGUAAAUUUGCAAGGAUAUGCAACAAAAUUGAGCAUCAACUCCUUUAGUGUGUGAGGUGCGCUGAACAUCAACUCCUUUAGUGUGUGAGGUGCGCGUGGCUGACCGAUAUGUGUGAAGUGUGUGAGGAUAGAUUUAUUCACAUUCUUCCAAUUUCGAGAGAGGAGGAUAACUCAGUAGUACUGCCAAUUUUGGCACGCAAUGUUCGUUUUUCAAAUUCACCAUGAUUGGUAAUGUUGUUUAGUACUGUAAACUUUGUCAUGGUUCAAUAAAUAGGCAGUUAAUUUUU
Molecule: messenger RNA, 1224 nt
Organism: Triticum urartu
Lineage: Eukaryota; Viridiplantae; Streptophyta; Magnoliopsida; Poales; Poaceae
Source: RefSeq, a predicted model, not a curated record